AGGUUUCAGCUCCAGCUGAAUUAAGGGUUUUAAAGCUAAUCAUGCAGAAUGGGAAUCACUAAACUGGCAGAUUUAAUCCGCGGCGACGCCCCGGGCUCGGUGUCCUACAAAGAGAUCGGAGAUUACAGCGGAAAAGUGAUCGCACUCGAUACCUCAAUUGUUCUGAACCAGUUUCGUUCAGCUGUGCCCAGGCUGCAGCUCAGCCCUCACCUCGGCCUGUUCUACCGCACCCUCACGUUCCUGGAGCACGACAUCAAGCCGGUCUUUGUGUUCGAUGGGAAGCCUCCCAGUCAGAAGAGCGCAGUGCUGGAGAAAAGAGCACAGACUGCAGGCUGGAGCAGCUCACAUCGCUCCAACACAGUGUCCACCAAAACUCAGGAAUUCCUCCGUCUCUUGGAGCUCAUGGGUGUGCCCUAUGUCAUGGCUCCGGGAGACGGGGAGGCGCUGUGUGCACACCUGGUUAGAAGCGGUGUAGUCGAUGCUGUGGCCUCAGAGGACAUGGACACACUGGCGUUUGGAGGAACCGUCCUGCUUCGCCAACUCAAUGCAAAGAGAGACAGUGAGGUCACUGAGUACUCCUUGCCAAAGCUACUGGAAGCUCUACAGCUGACACAGGAAGAGUUUGUUGACCUGUGUAUAUUACUGGGCUGUGAUUACUGUGAUAAAAUAACGGGUCUGGGCCCGAGCCGAGCGCUGAAGCUGAUCCAGCAGCACCGCACCAUAGAGCACGUGAUGCAGAACAUCAACAGAAAGACGCACCCUGUUCCUUUAGGCUGGCAGUUCAAGGCUGCCCGCAGGCUGUUUUUGGAGGUGCCCCAGACUGACCCCCCAAAGCUGAGCUGGAGCGACCCGGACGAGGAGGGACUGGUGAAGUUCUUGUGUGUGGAGAAACAUGUGAAGGAGGAGAGGGUUCGAGGGCGGAUGGAGAAGUUUCGGCAGACUCUCAGUAAGCGGAGGAAACAGAGGGAGGAUGAGGAGAAAGAGGGAAGAACCAGACAGUCACGACUGGAUGAAUUCUUUCGAGUCACAAGGAAAAGACGGUCUGCAGAUGCUGUCGUUUCCACCUCCACAAAGCGAGCGAAGGCUAAAUAACCCUGCCCCCUACUGGAGCUGACCAAGCAUUACCUCAGUAAUGGAUCAGACGGUCAACAAAAGCAGCUGCUGCAGUUAAUUCUAAUGGAAAUGGUUAUGACAGCGUUUUUUAUUUGGACUGUUAGUUUCUACUGAGAGUUUCUGUUAUUGUGUCAAAGUGGCUGCAACAUGCUGCUUUAUUAAUGCCAAAAAAACAUUUUUAUUAAGGUCUUUAUCGUGCUAAAGACUUGAAGCUGAAGUUGUUUAUAUUUAGUCUUUU
This is a messenger RNA of Colossoma macropomum (tambaqui), 1351 nucleotides long. RefSeq names its product probable flap endonuclease 1 homolog. The record is from RefSeq and is a predicted model, not a curated record. Bases 49 to 1092 code for a protein of 347 amino acids. Lineage: Eukaryota; Metazoa; Chordata; Actinopteri; Characiformes; Serrasalmidae. Gene Ontology annotation, cellular component: nucleus. The transcript has 11 exons. Gene Ontology annotation, molecular function: RNA-DNA hybrid ribonuclease activity; magnesium ion binding; 5'-flap endonuclease activity.